AUUUGAGACAGACCCGGAUCUAGCAGAAGGUUAUAGAAGGUAAAGGGAGCUGCGUGUGUGUUUGUAGUGAACGCUGGUAUAAGUGAACGCUGCACUGGCACACGGACAGUGCCAGGUUCUGCUGUUGCGGUUUUGUGACAGCGGGUUUAGACUUUUCUGCGCACGAAUUUAUGGAUUAAUCGCCUCAGAGUAUCUUUUCACACGGUCUCUGUAUCUUCACACAACAUGUUCUUCCAGGCAAUCAGCAGAAGUCGCCCUGCUUUGGCCUCUUUUGUCGGGCAGUGGCAGAGAUGUGCCCUGAACACAGCGAGCAGGAGGCAGCUGUGCAGUAAACCACAUGGAGCAGAAACUGGGGCAACACCUGCUCCACGUCCUGCAUUCAAAUUGCCAGGCUACCGGCCAUCAGAGAUGGACAAGAAGUUCCUGGUCUGGUCUGGACGUUUUAAAUCCAAGGAGCAGAUACCAGAGCUUGUGUCAUUUGAGACGAUCGAUGCGGCCAGGAACAAAAUUCGUGUUAAGGCCUGCUACGCCAUGAUCGUUGUGACCAUUGUAUGCUGCAUCGCCAUGAUCAUCUCGGGAAAACAGGCUGUUGGCCGCCAUGAGAGUCUGAGUUCCAUAAAUUUGGAGAAGAAAGCUCGUUUGAGAGAACAAGCACAGCGAGAGCGCGAGGAAGCCGUUCUUGCAGGAAAACCGCAGUGAGGGUCCUCAUAAUUGGAGCAUCAGACUCCCUUGGGAUUUUUGAGAUCCUAUCAAAAUGUGUCACUUUAGAGCACACAACAGUGUUUAUACUGUGUGCUGUUUCCUCACUGGCCCCAUAGUGGGUCUCUGCUAAUAUAGAAUUGUUACUCUGGCUGUUCAUCGGAAGUGUUGAGCAGCUGCUAGAAAUAUGAGCUUUUCCUUAGCUUGUGUGACUGUUUAUAUUCUGACGUAUUUGACUUUUUAAAUGUAUUAAAAGUAUCAUCCCAAAGAUUGGA
Astyanax mexicanus (Mexican tetra) is the source of this 974-nucleotide messenger RNA. It is a transcript of the gene fam162a, whose product is annotated as family with sequence similarity 162 member A. Gene Ontology annotation, biological process: cellular response to hypoxia; positive regulation of release of cytochrome c from mitochondria; neuron apoptotic process. Lineage: Eukaryota; Metazoa; Chordata; Actinopteri; Characiformes; Acestrorhamphidae. The coding region runs from base 226 to 699 and encodes 157 amino acids. The record is from RefSeq and is a predicted model, not a curated record. Gene Ontology annotation, cellular component: mitochondrion. The transcript has 5 exons.